AGAAGGCAAAUUAUUUUAAAUUCAAGUACUGUAGUGAAGUUUGUGAAAAGUACCGUGCAUAAGUUUAGUUAUUUUCAAAGGAUUAUUUAAAAAAAGUGAUAUAAAUAUGUGACGAGUAUGUGACGAAUUUCUGAGUCAAAUAUUUUCAUAGUUACCUUGGUACCUACCACCAAAAAUGGCGAAACAGGCAGUAUUUUAUAUAGCAAUAUUUCUUUCUGCUCAUUCUUCAAGAUCUAGUCACAUAUUUCAUGAGAACACACAUAUUACAUUUUAUCCGGAAUUUGAUGCAGAGUAUUUUGGAUAUUCUACUCUGUUGAUUCCUGAUGGUCUGUUAGUGGGGGCACCGAAAGCUUUUGUGCCCAAUGACCAUGGUGGCAUGAAAAUGGGAACAGUAUUCAACUGUCCUCUUCAGGACUUGGAUGCUAAGAAUAUUUCCUGCACUAUUUUGAGAAGGAAUGGAAGAUUAGAUAACGAUGACAUGUUCAGCCGAGUGAACCCUGGUUUCCUCAGGGAUGACAUGUGGUUCGGAGCCACAAUGGCGGCUCUGCCUAAUGGACGAUUAAUGAUAAAUGCUCCAAGAUGGACGGCGCCAUAUGGGAAGAAGCAUUUGCUAAUGAAUGGAUGUACUUACCUUCAAUCUACUAGAAGCAACAGGGUUAUUUACCCACUGAAAUUGACUAAUCGUCAAGCCUACGUCACGGAUGGAAGUAGAAGAGAAUAUGGUGAAUAUGGCACUCAUUUGAAUUUCUAUGCGUACGGUCAAGCGGGAUCAUCUAUAGCAGUCACGAAGCUGAACACUGUCAUUCUUGGUGCACCUGGAUUAUUGCAAUGGACAGGUGGAGUUAUAAGUAUGUCGUUUUUACCUAACGAUACCAGUACUUACACGACGAAGUUGCUAGCUGCCAAUCCUUACUUUUCAAGGGACAUAGGACCGGAUGAAUAUUUUGGUUACAGCGUUGAAUCUGGUGUUUUCCAAAAAGAUGGCAACAUUUUGUAUGUAGCAGGAGCGCCUAGGGCUAAUAUUGCAGGUGGAAAGGUACUCAUAUUCGAGCCACCGAUCUUAGAAUUCAAAUCUUUAAACAUUAAAACCACAAUUAGGGGUCCUCAAAGUGGUUCAUACUUCGGAGCCAGUCUUUGCGUUACUGAUAUCAAUGGGGAUGGGCUGGACGACCUAUUAGUUGGAGCCCCAACUUAUGCGAAGAAUGAUGGAGGUUUACCUUAUGAUCAAGGAGCCGUUUUUGUCUAUAUGAAUAAAGAAAAGGACGCUGAUUUUGUUUUAGAAGAACAGGGACAUGUAGCAGGGUCUGUCACUAAUGGAGCAUGGUUUGGUAUUUCUAUUGCUGAUCUUGGUGAUGUUGACGGAGAUGGAUAUAAAGAUAUUGCCAUAGGAGCACCUUGGGAAAAUGAUGGACAAGGGGCAGUAUACAUUUAUAAAGGUUAUGCCAAGGGAUUAAAUCCCAAUAACGUACAGCGAAUACAGCCAAUGGAUGCAAGAGGAUUCGGCUGGUCAAUAGCUAAAGGGGCUGAUGUUGAUAAUAACAACUGUAAUGACCUGGCGAUUGGAGCCCACAACAGCCAAACUUCAUACCUGUACCGUUGUAUCCCAACCAUGAAGGUUCACGCUGUUAUUCGAGUGCCUAAUGCUAUAAACUUGCCGCAAAACACUACGGGAUUUGAUGCUGUGUUUUGUGUAUCAGCGACAUCACCUUGGAACAAUGUGGAAAUAAAUGUUGUUGGAAAGAUUGAAGUAGAUCCUGAAUAUAACAGAGCAAUGAUAUCCGGCGAUGCUACUCGCAAGUUUCGUGUAAAACCGGGUCAAGAAACAUGUGAUGAACAAACUAUUGAAGUGCAUCCAUCUGCAGACUUAUCAAAGCCAAUAUCUCUGAGAUUUCACCUAGAACCGGAUGAACUAAUGAAAGAGGAUUCUACUACAUUUUUGAUGAAUGCUGCAAGGUUAUCAGAAGAUUCGACUAUGAAGACUUCAUUUCUAAUUCAACUGGUGAGAGAUUGUGGAGAAGACCUAAUCUGCAUACCUUGGCUGGUCAUGACUUUGGAGGCUUUAGACAACCCUUACAUUCCAGGAUCUGACACAAAAUUAGGAGCAAGGAUCACAAUUCUAAAUGAAGAGGAACCAGCAUAUGCUGCGAAAGUUAACAUUUCUUUGCCAAUGGCUCCCAAAAGGAUACCAAGUGAAUGCUCCCUUCAAGAAUUGGUCAUGAUGUGUGACGUUCCAUCUCCAUUGCUUAGAAACGAAGACAUAACAUGGGAAAUAGAACUAGAUUAUGAUAUGAACCACAAUGUAAAUGAUACCAGAGAUCUAGAUUUGAAUAUAAAGGCUAAAUUGAAUGAUGCACUUUAUAGAAAUGUAACUGAUACUGCAUUUGAAGAUAUAGUUAUUAAUGUUGUACAUGAAGCAAACUUUAGUGUUAAUGGAAAAGCCAUGCCAAAUGCAACUUUAUUAGUUACAAGAGAUAAUUUAGCAGCUGGUGCAAAUGUUACGUUUAAACAUUAUUUUGAGGUCACAAAUCUUGGUCCAUCCGACAAUUCAGCUUUAGUUGUUCAGAUCCUAUUACCAGAAAAGACUAACAUAUCAGCCGCCAUAAAAGGAUGUGAGCUUGUACAAAGUAAUGUUACAAAUAAAAAUGCUCUUAAAUGCAUUUGGUCAGUCCCAGCUAAGGUUUCAUACCCAGUGUAUGUUCCACUACAACUGGAUCUUAGUAAAGAAGGGGACUAUCUGAGAGAAAACAUAACAUUCAACGCUACUACUCACAUGAUUGUGCAUGGCAAACAUAAUAUUACAACAUUUGAAGUAAAAACAACGCUGAUUCUUGAGCCAGAGAGUUAUACAUGGAAGUUGAUACUAAUCUGUGUUCUACUUGGGUUACUGUUACUGGCUCUUAUAGUUACCAUAUUGUAUAAGCGAGGAUUCUUCCAAAGAACGACCCACAAGAUGCUGCAGCUCCACAAAAGCAAUCAACAACGCUUGAUUCAGGAAAGUGACACGUCUUCAAUGCCUAUUGAAGAGGAAGAUGAUGAUUUACCACCAUUUGAUGACUCUGACUAACUUUAGGAAGUAUUGAAUACGGUAGACAUUGUAUUACGUAUGGCUGGUGAAACAUGGACAGAUUGGAGUAGCUAAUAAUGAUAGCUUCUAGCUAAGACUGCCUGUAAUUUAUGAUUUGCACUAAGUCUCAGGGAAGAAAAUCUGUUUUGAAAAGUUAUCCCCCUGUUGUCAGUAAAACCCUCGAUUUUCUAAUAUAAGGGUUUGUAUAGUAAGACAUUCAAGCAUGGAAUGGCUUCAGCAAUCCGCACUUUGUUGAAUAGUCGCUACUUGAUGCGAUCAAUCCUAAUUGUCUUAAUCAGCUCGUGUGUAUAUGGCCUAAAUAUGACAAAUAAUACCAAAGUUUUAAAUGCUCAAGAAACCAAAGAGGCUGCCCUCAUAGUAUUAAUAUUAUAAUGUAUAUUUUAGUACUAAGAUAAUAAAUUAUUUUUUGUACUCAUUUAAUAGCCAUAA
Helicoverpa armigera (cotton bollworm) is the source of this 3514-nucleotide messenger RNA. Its product is annotated as integrin alpha-PS3. Gene Ontology annotation, cellular component: external side of plasma membrane; integrin complex. Gene Ontology annotation, biological process: cell adhesion mediated by integrin; cell-matrix adhesion; cell-cell adhesion. The record is from RefSeq and is a predicted model, not a curated record. The transcript has 22 exons. The coding region runs from base 176 to 3064 and encodes 962 amino acids. Gene Ontology annotation, molecular function: integrin binding. Lineage: Eukaryota; Metazoa; Arthropoda; Insecta; Lepidoptera; Noctuidae.